Epinephelus lanceolatus (giant grouper) is the source of this 5366-nucleotide messenger RNA. RefSeq lists its product as uncharacterized. Gene Ontology annotation, cellular component: nucleus. NCBI's taxonomy places the organism in Eukaryota, Metazoa, Chordata, Actinopteri, Perciformes, Serranidae. Gene Ontology annotation, biological process: regulation of transcription by RNA polymerase II. The record is from RefSeq and is a predicted model, not a curated record.
GCUGCUAUCAGAGUAGUGUGUUCCUGGAAACUGUUAUGGAGCAGCCACCUGGGAGCUUUGAUGAUCUCCAGCCUCAAGACCUCUCCACCUCCAGCAUCCCCACUGUGAUUGACCUGGCCAGGAAAGGCGGGGAAUGUGUUAUCGACAGCUCAUCUCUUGACGCCCUGCGGAUGGUCAAGAGCCCCGGCUGGUACCCAAACUCAGGGACUGGCAACCCCAGAUUAGUUUUCUCAGAGACCAGCUCCUCAGACACCACUCUCCAAUCAGGGGAUCAAAUUCAACCAGACAAUGCCUUCUCCCACACUACAGUCACCCUCUCGUACGUGAGCAGGUCUCACGUUUUUUCCAAUCAUGAUUCCCUGUCUCAACAUACGUCUCUGUAUGGUGUGCCACCAAUUAGCAAGUUGUCCCUCCACCCUGCUUGUGAUUCAGAUACAGGGCUUGGGGAGACUGGCUAUGCACUGAACCAGCAUUACUUGGAGCAGGUAGAUGGGCCUGUGGACCUCGCCACUCAGACAGAACUUUUUCAGUCAUUGUCUCAGGCUCAUGUGGGACCAGAGAAUGAUAGAGGAAUAUGUCUACAGCAGGAGCCUCAGGAGUUAAAUGGUGGAGUCAUUUUCAGUGACGAGGACAUGGAUGAGCAUGUAAAAGGCGAAGAGGAACAUAGCCUUUCUCGGGAGAAGAGUGGGGGUUUAGAGAAUGGACAGGGUGAUAGCUGUUCAAGUUCAGGAAUAUGUGCUGAAUUCUCACUGGAGACACUCACCCCUGCCACAGGGGAGGAUGAGGAGAGGAGUGGCUCUGAGGUGCUCUUUCUCAUGUCUAACAAACAGGAACCAGCUGUGGUUGCAGGCAGUGCGGGUGCUAGAGACCUGUGUUCACUAAACAGGGAGUACGUCAGUCCUCUGGAGGACCCUGUCUCCCCCUCUGCUACCUCACUGGACGAUGUGGAAGAUGUGUUCAUCCUGCCUCAGGCCUCCAGCUCACCCAGCAGCGACAACUGUAAACUCAAUGAGGUUGUGUUGGAUGGCUUUAGUAAAGAGGGGGUCAUUCAGCCAGGCACUGGCAUCAGCAAUAGUACAGCAAGGUUAGAUUUAAGUGAUGAAAAUAAGCAGCCUAUCCAUAGACGGAAGGCAGCAUUGGAGCCUUUGAUUGACUUGACAGAUGAUAUUUGUGUGUCAGAUGUUUCCGAAAACAAACCCCAGGCUGUCGUUCCUCACAUGAACGGGGAUGCAAAGGCACUGCAGAAAACUUUAGGAGAAAAGAAACUGCCAGUGCGUUCCAGCAGAGGGACACGGUUGGAGGCUAUUGUUAUGAACAUAAAUUCAAGCAGGUAUAAAGUGUCAGGAUGCAUAUGCACCAAUAAGAAAGCAAUUGCUUCCCAAUCAACAGCUAGUGAUUCUAAAUUAGCCAGUCCUAAGAGGAAUGACACCCUGUCAGUAGGAAAAAUUAAAAACAGAGCGAAAGCACGUUUUUCAGUGAAAACAAUAAAACAAAAAGCAGUAACUUCAGUAAAAAGGGGUAAAACUAAUAACAUUAAGACUGACAGUAGCAAAGACUCUACCUCUGAUUUUGAAGUCAAUCAUUCUAGCAGGUCUAAUGGCAGCACAUCUCUAAAAAGCCCUCAGGUUGCUGUGCACAAGAAGUCAAAGAAGGAGACAGAGCAUAUUUCAUACUCCACAUACUCACCACAGACCAGCACUGUCAAGUCAAAGAGGAAACUCUCUUCACAGUCAAGUCCUCAGUUUGAUGUGCACAAAAAGUCAAAGGAGCCAGAGCAUCUUUCUCACACUGACCCCUCAGUGGAAAUUCAUAUGGCAAGAUUUCCCCCAGCACCACCAACAUCAAAAUCUCCAAAGAAAAGCCAAGGCAAAGGCAAGGCUACAGGUAGAAAAAUAUCUGUCACUGCCAAGACGAAGGGGGCGGGCACUCCCAGGAGGAGGCAAAAGAAACACAAAAGGAGCCAGUCUUCCUCCAUGUUCUCCCCCAAGGAGCCAGAGAUCAAGUUGAAGUAUGUCAAUUACAAGGAGGAGAAAAGGGACUUUAGAUUAGACAGUUUCUCUCCAUUUAUCCGCAUGGAGCGUCAGCAGUCAUUGUCAUCACUGUGUACUGUAAUCAACUACCCCGAGGAGGUAAGGACGCAACACAAGAAGGGCCAGCAGCAGGCUCACCUCUGUGGCUUCAUUUCUGCAGUUGUACCUAGCACUUCCUGUUUGCAGGUGGGCCGAGCAUCCAUGCAUGGCCAACGCCAGCGUGCUCUCGUCUGCUGCCUGUGUGGGCAGGCAGCUAAUGCCAUGGACUUGGGGGACCUUCAUGGCCCCUAUUACCCUGAAGGGUACCAGCCAAGCACCAAAACACCUGCCAGCAUGUUGGGCCUCAAAGAGGAAGACUACAGUGACUCAGACUCUUCAUCCUACAGUAUCGGAGGCAGAGGGAGGAAGUGUGCCAUUCCACCCACACCACUGCGCCUCAGGCCAGGAGCUCAGCUGCAGCAGAAGGGCCUCCUGGAGAGUCACCAGUGGACAGCUGACAAUGCUGGUAGUCCUGCAGCUAAGCAGGCUCGCUCAGAUGCUGAUUCUGCUGAUGUGGAGGACUGGUACAGCCCCCCUGUGCUGCCUCUAGAGCCCUGUGAAUACUGGCUCCACGAAGACUGCGGCAUCUGGUCCGCAGGUGUGUUUCUUGUGAAGGGCAAAGUCUACGGACUGGAGGAGGCUGUCAAGGUGGCCCAGGAGACGAUGUGUUCAGCAUGCAGUGACUCUGGUGCUACACUGGGCUGCUUCUUCAAAGGCUGUCCAAACAAGUACCACUACAGGUGUGCUCUGGAGUCAGCAGACUGUGUACUCGUUGAAGAAAACUUUUCCAUGAAGUGUAAAAAGCACAAGAACAAGACAUUCAUAGUCCCUCCAGGGAACCGAUGGGAUUCCAGGUGACAAAGUAGACAUCUCAUGAGACAUUCAGCUGCAACAUCCUGCAGGGCCAUUCCUUGCGCUACUGCUGGUAACCAUGGCAACUGUGGACUGAGGUUCUUCUGACUGACAGCUAGCACCUGUAAACCUUAACUUCACCCUCUGCUUUUCAACUGUACUGUUAACCUCUGACACUGUGGCUGGAGGCACCCAGUCACUGAAACCUCCCUCAGUCCAAUCCUCUGGUACUCCUCAAACUGACACCAAUAGCAACUGCAGACUGGGGAAACCUACUCUCAACUUCUUUGUGUUAUCACUCUGUAUUUAUUUAUAAGGAUUUUUUGUUCUUGGAUUAAAUAUGAAUAACAAUCAAAGAUAUUUAAUUUUUUAAAGAUUUUGUAAGUAUUUGAUUUUAUUUGGUUUAUUUAUUCUUGGAGUUUUCUUAUUGGCUUCUUAUCAGUUGUCCAAGAGGUUUGGUUGUGUGUUUUUAAGUUAUUGGUUAAGUUAAUAAAAGCUGAAAUAUCAAGCCAGUUAAGGAGAUACUGGUUUUAUUUAAAGACAAGACAGAGAAAGGGCUGGUUGGCGGGAGACUCUGUCAACAUAACAGGGUUUCAUAUCGAACAGAACCCCUUUUACAUCAUAGCACAUGGAAUUAUUACAUUGAGUUUCACAAAGAGCGCUUCAAAAGCCAAAUCUCAAAUACACCUUAAUGACACUUGCACUAAAUGUUGGCCCCAGUUGAUGUUAUCCAGGGCACUAAACCAUGUGUUUGAAUGUAUUCUUCACAUGUGACAGGUACAAGUACUGUGACAGAAGUACUUGUGAACAUGUCUGAUCCUCUGCCUCCCCACAUUGUAUCAUUUACUUAAGGUUCUUUGAGGUUCACAGGUCAACCAACAAUCUGGAUGACCCCUAGUAAUUUUAUUUGUCUUAAAGCACUUUUGUGUCCCGCUUCAGGCUUGGAGAAUUGAAAUGUGUCCGUGUUAUUGGUCUGUACAGCCCUUAAAUCAAUUGGUAUCCUAAUGAGAAUUCAGUAGGAUUUGUUGAGAGUCCUGUAAGAAGAUAAUUAAAGCAGGCUUGAUUUUUUUUCUUAGAAAGUAAAGGGACUUCUUUCAAUGCAAGUCAUCUGCUGCUUCUCCAGAGCUGCAAAAAGUAAUUUCUGUUCAGUUUCAUUUUCUGAAUCUUGCAACACAGUAUUCACAUUGCUUUGAGUGUACCACAACAAAGUCGUUUAUUUUACACCACUCAGCUUCACCUGUGUCACUUCAAAUUAAGAAGGAUCUAUGUUGGCGAAAUUCUCUGCUGACAUCGAGGAUCUUACUUUUAAUAGGAAUGGCCAGGUACAUAAAGUAAUAGAAAGAUUCCUGAUAGUCUAUUUUCAUGUCUUGACUUGGGCCUACAUGGUGAAUUUCUACCAGAACUUUUCUGACGAAGCCUUAUCUGACGAGAGGUACAUAAAGUCUUUCUUGUUCUCACUAGCUUGUGGUGCAAUGACAAAUCAGUGGAUGUACAUCAACUUUCUUUGGACUUCUUGAUGACUGAAGGCAGCUUCCAUGCACUUUCCUCUACAGACUUUGUUGUUAUUGAUACCAGGGGCAUGGUAGGUGAGUUACUAAUAAACCCUUCGACAUGCUGACUCUUGAGGACUUAGACCAUGUACUAAGAUUAAUAUUAGUGGUACUUGGUGAAUCCGGUGCUGAGGUCAGGGCCUUGGCCUGUCAGCUUAUACCGACUGGUGUGAAGUCUCCUUAUCUCCUUUAUUUUGUAUAGCACUAUGAGGGGCAGCAUUGUGCUUACUGUGAGAUCCAUAAAGCCAUGGCUCCAUGUCAGCAGAUAUUCACACAGAGGAGGCUGAAGACUUUGUCUUCUUCUCACCAGCAGCAGCAGGACACAACACACACACACACACACACACACACACACACACACACACACACACACACACACACACACACACACACACACACACCACACACACACACACACACACAUAAUCUAAAUGUCUUUAUCCUGGAAUGCCACAUCUCUUUCAUUUGUGCCAUCCUUGUUUUGUGUAUUUAAUGUUUUGUUGCUGUGACAUUUCUACUGCUAUCGUUCUUGAUUACAAGCAGUUUGCAUUGUACCAAAUACAGAUUUUGGAGAAUGUUUGGAUUAAAAAAAUGUAUUGUCCAUGUGUUAAUCUCAGGGCUGAAUUCUAAGAUAUUCUAAUAAUUUGAAAUUCAUGUUCUUAUUUUUCUUUGGUUUGUUUGGCUUGUUGUGUUAACCCUACAAUGACUAGAGCAAUGAUACAUGUAGCAGGAUGUGGUUAUCUCCUCAGAUGCAAAGCAGUCUGUCCUGGUACACACUACUCAUCACAUUCCAUGCCACUUUUGUCAUGGUCCUUAUUUUAAAGCAACUUUUUGUACUGGAGCAUCAGGGGUCAUGUAAUUGUCAAGAAUAAAUAUUUUGGUCAACAUUGUGUAA